Molecule: messenger RNA, 1068 nt
Organism: Drosophila subobscura
Lineage: Eukaryota; Metazoa; Arthropoda; Insecta; Diptera; Drosophilidae
Product: late embryogenesis abundant protein ECP63
Exons: 4
Coding region: 184-888 (234 amino acids)
Source: RefSeq, a predicted model, not a curated record
UUUAAAAAUAAACGCGAAUCGGCACCAAAUACCAAAAUAUCGUUGACCGCAACUAAAACUAAACAUCAAAACACACCCAAGUACCAAAUUCCAGCCGAAAUUCGAAAAAAUUAGAAGCCAAAGCGAGGCAGCUAAUUAAUUCCGAGUGAAAAACGCGAAGCUCACAGCAACAAAGUAUCCAAAAUGUUCAGCUCGAUUACAGAUGCAUCGAAAUCGUCGUUGAAGAACAUUGGCGACAAGACCGCCAGUCUGUUCAGCAAGAAGAAGGAUGAGGCUGAGAAGUUGGCCAACGACAAGGCUCUCGAGGCUCAGAAGCUGGCCGAGGAGCAGGCCAAGAAGGUUGGCGAGUCCGUGCAGCAGACCAAGAACGAGGCCGAGCAGUUGGCCACGAGCACAGCCAAGGAUGCUGCCGCUCUGGCCACGGCCGAGGCCCAGAAGGCUGGCCAGGCUAUCGAUCAGGGUGUGAAUCGUGCUGCUGGUGCUGUUAACCAGACCAAGCAGGCUGUGGACAACACCGUGCAGCAGGCAAGUGCCGUCGCCCAGAACUCCAAGCAGGUGGCAGCCAACAUUGCCGAUGCAUCGCAGCGCGCCGCCGCCAAUGCCGUCGAUCAGACCAAGAAGGCAGCCAACGAUGCCAUCAACAAGAGCGUCAAGGCCGCCGAGAACGUGGCCGAUCAGAAGCUGAAGCAGGCUGAGGGCGCCAUCGAUGGGGCGCUCAAGCAGACCAGCCAGGCGGUGGACCAGAAGCUGAACGAGGCCAACCAGUACGUUGACCAGAAGCGCGGAGCCGCCGAGAAAAGUUUCCAGGACGCCGCCAGCCACGCCCAGGAGAGUGCCGGCCAGCAGGCCAGCCAGCUGCUGGGAAAGCUCAGCCUGGCCCCCAAGUAGAUUCGUUUUACUGCCCAUCCCAGCACAAUCGGCAGCCCAAAUAAUUUCGUGUGUAUGUAAUUAAACAAGAAAAUGCUUUAGAAACAAAAAAGAACAUUUGCUUCAACGUAACAAGUGCCAGCAAUCUGAUUGCUAAACAUCCUCAAUUGAUAAAUACAGAAAAAUAUUUUUGGAUUAUUA